Molecule: messenger RNA, 789 nt
Organism: Heterobasidion irregulare TC 32-1
Lineage: Eukaryota; Fungi; Basidiomycota; Agaricomycetes; Russulales; Bondarzewiaceae
Exons: 1
Coding region: 1-789 (262 amino acids)
Source: RefSeq, a predicted model, not a curated record
AUGGGCAAGAAACGCAAGACUGUGCCCGCAGCGCUUCACAGCGAGCUCACUGAGUACUCCAAUCUCCUGCGCGUUCUGCGCACACAGGGGACUCUCGACAUCACCGUGCACCUCGCGCCUUCCGCCGCCUCCAGUGAUCACAACCUCUCCUUCGAUGACAAUGCCCACCAUGGUGCUUUCGGCGAUGACAGUGGAGAAGAUAAAUUUUAUAACUUAGACGCCACCUCCUCUGAGCACAGGAACGUGAACGAAAACCUCACCGAGCAGGGCAUAUCUCUACCCGCUACCGCCACUCUGAGCGCUUCGAGGAAGGGUAAGGCGCGCGUUGCGUUUGCGUCUGCACCUGGUGGUGAGAAGUCUCGUGUCCGGGAUACUUGGACGCGCUGGCCGCUUCUCGCGGGUGACGUGCACGUCCCCGAAUGGGGGUUUGCCGACGAAGUCUACCUCCUCGCGCGACAGGCGCUCGACCGCAUCCCAACUCUCAACCUUACGUCUUCCACCUCUGCAUCUACCGUCCACAAACGCGAGGAUGCCGCAGAUGCCGAGGAUGAUGAGGAAAACAUUGAAGAAGACGACUCUGACCUAGACUCAGAUGCAGAUUCCCAGAUCCCCCCCGCCGCCAAGGGGGCGCUCUCCUCUCUUUGUGAAGCCCAUCUCGGCCAGAUCCUUGCUGCUCUAGCGUCGCAUGUACCUCUUGCAGAAAGCAGCAUGCAGAACCGAAUUAGGCCUCUGGGGUGGGUGGAUGUGCUCGACAUUGUCAGCGUGAGCGGGCUCGUAGAUGACGUGUAA